Protopterus annectens (West African lungfish) is the source of this 3668-nucleotide messenger RNA. RefSeq names its product golgi reassembly stacking protein 1 (gene GORASP1). Gene Ontology annotation, molecular function: protein binding. Bases 139 to 1470 code for a protein of 443 amino acids. Gene Ontology annotation, cellular component: Golgi apparatus. NCBI's taxonomy places the organism in Eukaryota, Metazoa, Chordata, Ceratodontiformes, Protopteridae. The record is from RefSeq and is a predicted model, not a curated record. Gene Ontology annotation, biological process: Golgi organization. The transcript has 9 exons.
AUUCUGUUCUUGAUUGCUCUUGCCUGCUUGCGAUGGCAGUAUGGAUGGCUAGAGUAGCUGUUUGUCUGUGUUGUUAAAUCUAAAACUUAUUUUAUUUUUAUUAAUUCUACUUUAUUUAUUGUUAAUCAAGCAGAGGAGAUGGGUCUGUCCCAGAGCACGGAUGUUCCUGAUGGGGGUACAAUGGGAUACCACGUACAUAGAGUUCAGGAGAAUUCUCCAGCAGAGAAGGCAGGCUUAGAAUCAUACUUUGAUUUUAUCAUCUCCAUAGGGCAUACUCGAUUAAAUAAGGAAAAUGAUAUGCUGAAAGAUCUGCUGAAGGCAAAUGUGGAAAAGUCAGUGAAGUUGGAAGUGUACAGCUUGAAAUCCCUGAAAGUGCGAGAACUGGAGAUUAUCCCCAGUAAUAUGUGGGGAGGACAGGGACUUCUGGGGGCAAGUGUGCGCUUCUGCAGCUUUCAAGGAGCUAACGAAUAUGUCUGGCAUGUACUGGAUGUUGAACCCAACUCUCCUGCUGCGCUGGCUGGCUUUACACCCUUCACUGAUUACAUUGUUGGAGCAGACCAAGUCCUGCAGGAGUCAGAAGAUUUAUUCUCACUUAUCGAGUCUCAUGAGGGGAAGCCUGUAAAGCUAAUGGUUUAUAACACAGAAACGGACUACUGUAGAGAAGUUACUGUGACUCCAAAUGGUGCCUGGGGAGGAGAAGGAAGUUUAGGUUGUGGCAUUGGAUAUGGAUAUUUGCACAGGAUCCCUGGCCAAACAGUCAAACUGAAAGAAAAAGAAAUUAAGCCACCAUCUCCACUGCCACCCAGCAAUAUCCCUUCCACUCUACCAUCUCCAUUGCUACCCAGCAAUAUGCCUUCCAUGCUACAGUCUCCAUUGCUACCCAGCAAUAUGCCUUCCAUGCCACCUGCCAAUGGAUAUACUGAGGUUCCUCUUGUUGUAUCAAGUGCACAGCCUGAAAGUAAUGAAGAGCAUGCAGUCCUAGAUCAGAAGCUACACAUCAGCACAACAGAAAGCUUUACUCUGCCACCUCCUAUUCAGAGAGUCACGGAUCCAGGUUUUAUUGAUUUAUCUAACACUUCUCUUCCUGAAUUUACCGAUGUGAGCAAAAUACUGGACUUGUCAGUUCCUUCUACCGAUAUCUCUAUGUUAGUGUCAGGAACUGAAAAUCUUAUGGUGCACGACAGUCCCAUUACACACACAGAUCAGACUGAGGAUUCAUUGACAGUGCAUCCAACCCCAACAGCAGAUCCACCUUCUGAAGACCCACCAAGUCCACUGGAGCUUGGCGAUCAUUCAGUUUCAGAAAAAUUACCUGUUAAUAGUGUACCCAUCACCGAAUCCCUAAAUCUAGAAUUAUCACACGGAAGUGAACAUCAGCCCAGCAGUGAUGGUGUGGAAUUCCAAAAUUCAUUGCACAACUCAAGUGAAAUAAAGUCAGAUGAGGAAACUAAUGACGCCAACAUGCAGUAGAACACAGUGUUAAAAUAGUUACUUUAUAGCUAUGUGUGGUGGAAGGGAAAUAACUGUAAAGCUCCCAGCUUGGACAUGCUUUCUGCCUCCUGUUACAAUGUUAUUUUGGUUCUCAUUUUCUUUUCAUAAUAUUUUCACUGUAAUUGUUUUAAAAGAAUGGUGCUUUUUUACUGUUUUGUUGCUGAGAAUUUGAACACAAUUUUAAUGUAUGAAAGGAAAUCAGUAUAAUUAAUGAAAUUGUAUAGUUUUUUAAGUACUGGUGUAAACCCAGUUCAAAUCCAGCAUUUGGUGUGGUGUAUCAAAUUCUUAAAAAUUAAUGUUUAGGCAGGCUUCCUGUAUUUGUUUGCACCUCCAGUUUACUUUUACAGUGCUGGCCUAAUGCUUUUAAAUGUGUAAGCUAUUUAUUGCAGUUUCUCUCCAGCAAGCUUCUUGGUCACUUACAUACCCUUUAAUUAUAAAUAUGUAAACUGUGGGAAAGAGGUGUGUUUGAUGGAACCUGAUGGCAUUACAGGGCUGGACCUGACCACAGUGAAACAAGUGUAUGUAAUGUGAUAAGGCUUGUAGUUAAGAAGUAAAAGCACUACAUAAGAGUAAAACUAGCAUAACACUUACCCCAGCAUAAAAGGCUUGCAUUGCAUUGACUGCCAUGAAAGGUAAUGUGACUUUCUCAGCUGUUGUACCUUUGUCUUUAGGAGUCACUGUCUGAAUGCAUUUUACAUGUGGCACUCCCAAGCCAGCUUGAUUGUUUUCCAUAGUUUUUCUUUAACUUAUUAGAGGUUACUGUGGCACUUGUGACUUAAUGGAUGUUUGCUGUUCAAAAAUGCAGAAGCAUAGUGGAACACGAGUUGCUUUGAACAUUUCCUAGGUGCAGGCAUUAGAAGCCCCUUGCAUUUGGCUUCCUUUUCUAGGAUCACAGAAAUGUAGUUGUGCUACAACUCAACAGACACAUCUGACAUGACAGCACUACAUGUAAGUAAAGCAACAUGUAAAUAAGGCAGUUUUGUAAACUCUGGCAGGCAGUGCUGUAAAUGUUUAGUGGUUAUAAUAGGCACGCUUGUCAUUGUACUUUUUUAGCUCAAAUGAGUUUUAUUUUUUUUAUAUAUAUAUAUAUAUAUAUAUAAGGGUUUGGGCAUGUUCAACACUAGUGUUCUAAGAUCACCUUAAUUACAUUAAAUUUGUUAACAUUUUGUGCUAAAGAGAAAUACAGUUUUAUUCACAACAAAUUUGCUCAUGAUACUGGUCUGCCUUACUGAUGACACACAGGCAGCAUUUUUCUGCUUCAUCAUUCAACUCUUAUUAUUCUCAGGGUCUGAAACUUUUUAUUCAAACUAUUGUCCAGUGAUAGCAGAGAUUUUUAGAAGUGUAGACAUAAUUUGUCUAUUUUAUUUUCAUCCUUAUUUAAAAGCACAAGUGUUCAUCUUUAUAUGUAUUACAUGGCUGCAGUUUGCAUCACUAUGAAAUAUAAAUACUAGAAAAGCCAAAUAUGUAUUUCUUAUAUAUUUCUGCUGAAUUUCUUGUGCAUUCAUUUUCACUGAGAUACCUCUGUGGCAAUUCAGUCCAGAAAAUUAAGGCUAUGGACUGCUAAUGAGCAUCAUCUUGUAGUUCAGGGUUUGAUUCCCUCUUCCAUUCCUAGGUGUGAUCCCCAUUGAAUCCAUUUGCCUGCUGUUUGAUUUAGUGUAAGUCAGCUAACCCAGCAGUGUUCCCAGGUCACCCUUGGAAAGAGUCAAUUGUGCCUAGUAGGUUUACUUGACUAAAAAAAAUGAAAAUCAAAAAAUAAAUAAGGAGCAGUAAUCUGACAUUGUCUUAUCUCAUUUUACUCUGUCAUCAUAAAUGAGGGCAUACAAUACAUAUACACAUACAGUGUUUGUGCAUUUUUUGUACUGUAUGUCUGAUAUUCACAUUUACAUACUGUUCUUAUCUAAGCUAAUUUUGGAUUUCUCAAAUAAAGGGAAAUCUUUGAAUUCAGCAAGACUAUUAAACAGCUGAUAGAACAAGUGAGAAUAGUGCUUCCCUUUACCUUUUUAAUUGCACUAUAGGCAGGUCAGACAAAUAAUGUGAUAACUAGGCACUUUUCAGGUUUGAAACCAGGAAUGGUAGAAAAUAUUAUGAUAGCUGCUAAAGUCAAUUAAUAGAGACAUUUGAACCUGAAUGUUUUACAGUGUAUGGUUCAAAAAUAAAACUAAGCAGUCAACACACAA